Caenorhabditis angaria is the source of this 1068-nucleotide messenger RNA. NCBI's taxonomy places the organism in Eukaryota, Metazoa, Nematoda, Chromadorea, Rhabditida, Rhabditidae. The record is from the annotation of a GenBank genome assembly.
AUGACUCAACUUGCCAAGACAGCCGUCGCCGCUCUCACUAAGAGACUCGUCGCUCCAACCGCGGUCGCCCGCCGCACAUUGGCAACUGAAGCUUCACCAGAAGACUACGGUUAUUAUCCAGAUCCACUCGAGCACGCCACUGGACGUGAAAAGAAAAUGCUUCUCGCUCGUCUUGCUGGAGAUGAUGUGAGUUUUUUCUAUAGCUGAAUUUUUCAACGGCAAUUCGUUCGUUACGAAACUGACUAUUUUUCAGCGUUAUGAACCAAAAGUUUACUACCGCGCUGAAGCCUCCACCAAAGCAUCGCCAAAUCUUGUUCCAUCUCACUAUGAUGAUAGAAUUAUUGGAUGCAUGUGUAAGUUUUUUUUUAGAAAAAAUAAAAAUUUUGAAUUUCCUAGUGAAGUUCCAAGAUUAUUUUGAAAAAUAGAAAUUUUGCCCAUCACUAAAAAAAGUUUGCGAAAUUCAGAAGUGGAGUUUUUGAUGCUCAUAUGAUUGUCUAGUUCUAUAAAAUUCGCAAAAUAAUCAAUUAUUUAUUUUAAAAAAUGUUCAGAAAACUCCAUUUCUGAAUUAUUUUUUGAAAUUUCAGCUGAAUUUUUGGUGUUAGAAAUUUUAACAACAUUUCAAAAGAAUUCUAAAAUUUCCCGACUGAUCAAUUUUAGUUGGAAAAUUUGAGAACUCAACAUUCAAAUAUGAAUUCAACAUUUUCUUUUUUCAAAAAUUCUCCUAAUUUUGCAUCAGAUGCGAAUUUUCAUGAAAUCGAUUUAAAAAAUCAAAAAUAAUUAGUAAUUUCCUUUUUUCCUCCGGAAAAUUUGGUUUGUUUGUGUCAAAACAAAAAUAUGUUACAACUUCUGAUGCAAUUUCACAUUUUUCAACCAACACAACCUAUCUAAUUGUAAAACAAAAAUAAUAAAUAAAUGCGAUAAAAGUACAAAAAUGACGAAUUUCCAAAAAUUUUAGGCGAACAAGAUUCCGGUCACGUCAACUUCAUGACAAUCCGCAAAGGAACUCCAAAAAGAUGCGAAUGCGGACAUUGGUUCAAAGCCGUCGACGCCGAUCCAGAAUCCAUCUAA